Molecule: messenger RNA, 2088 nt
Organism: Gadus morhua (Atlantic cod)
Lineage: Eukaryota; Metazoa; Chordata; Actinopteri; Gadiformes; Gadidae
Product: CCN family member 1
Exons: 5
Coding region: 227-1336 (369 amino acids)
Biological process (GO): signal transduction; positive regulation of cell differentiation; cell adhesion
Cellular component (GO): extracellular region
Molecular function (GO): integrin binding; heparin binding
Source: RefSeq, a predicted model, not a curated record
GGGUUGCCUUAUGGGAGGACAUGCUGCAAAGCAUUCUUGGCAUAGUUGUAGAACACCUCUUCAGCUCACACACACGUCACAUCUGCUCCGUGUGUGUGUGUGUAUAUAACGUGAUUCGUGGGCCGCUCGGGACUAUACAGGCAGAGAGAGAGAGAGAGACAGAGAGAUAGGCCGUCGCUGCAGCGUAGAGUUGGCUUGUUGAACACAAGGCUCUCUCUUGGGGAAGAUGUGGGUGUUUUCCGCGGCUCUGAUCGUAUGUGGGAUGUUGAAGUUGGCGUCCCCGUGCCCCAGGGAGUGCAGGUGCAGCGCCGCAGCCCCGCGGUGCGCAGCAGGAGUGUCUUUGGCGGCGGACGACUGCGGCUGCUGUAUGGCGUGCGGUCGGCAGCUCAAUGAGGACUGCGGCCGGAUGCAGCCCUGCGACCGCACCAAGGGGCUGAAAUGCAACUUUGGAGCAGGUCACGGAGCAGCAUACGGCAUCUGCAGGGCCAAAUCAGAAGGAAGAUCCUGCGAGUACAACAACAGGAUCUACCAGAACGGGGAGAGCUUUCGACCAAACUGCAGACACCAGUGCACCUGUAUGGACGCUGCUGUGGCAUGCAUCUCCCUGUGCCCCCACAAAGUGGCGCUGUCCAAACCGGGGUGUGAGAAGCACCGGUUGGUGAAAUCCCCCGGGCGUUGCUGUGAGCAGCUGGUCUGUUCGGAUGAGGGAGGAAAGAGAUGGAGACCUCUGAUCGAAGAGCCCGGCCCUGGGGAGACACUUAAGUCGGGACAUUUCUCGGACGCCAAGGAUGAGCUGGCUCUCGUUAGCGAUGGAUACAGCUCCUUUGCGGCUUCAACGACGGAACCUGACGGCCCCAUGCUCAUGUCGGGACCCGGGAGGUGCCUGGCCCAGAGCAACCCCUGGUCCCCCUGCUCUACGUCCUGUGGCAUGGGGGUCUCCGCCCGGCUGUCCAACAGUAACAGCCGGUGCAAGCUGACCAGGGAGACUCGGAUGUGUGAAGUUCGCCCAUGCACCAAAACUGCAUUCCCCAGCCCAAAAGCGUCUGGGAAAUGCAAUCCCACCGAGAAGGCCGCCGGCCGACCGGUGAAGUUGUCCCACAUGGGCUGCGGUAGCUUCAAGAAGUUCCAGCUCAGGUUCUGUGGGACCUGCUCCGACGGUCUGUGCUGCCGUCCCAACCGGACCCAGACAGUGGCCGUGCGCUUUGGCUGCGAGGACGGGAGGACCUUCAGCUACAACGUCAUGAUGAUCCAGGCCUGCAAGUGUGAGCCUGACUGCACCAGCGACGGCAGCUACGGACCACGGGUGUCCCCCAGACACGGCAACGCCGUCCACUGAUUGAUUGGUUCAUGAGGUUUGAGGGGGGGGGGGGCAGUUGAGACGAGGCAGACUUCUCCUGCUGAGGACUUUGGAUUUGCUUCAUAUUAUUGGAGCUUGAUGAUCUGCUUCAUUGGGAAGCUUUGUAGUAUUCAAUGUCUCUGUAUUUUUUUUUUAAGUCAAACCAACAAACCAACAUAUCACAUGUAUUAUGGCUCAGGGCAUUGCUAAAUGUGUAGUUAUCGCAAUAUGUUUCAUACAUAAUGUAUGCAUCAAAUAUAUCACAAUUGGCAUAUUUUGCACUGACGAUAUGCAAUGAAUUUUGCAUUAAUGUUGCAUUUGUCUGUUUGUUUCUAUCAUAUUCGGACAAUAUGCCCAUUCUUAUUCAGUGAUAUAAAACCCUACAUGCAUAAGACAUACAUAAGACAAUAUAGUAGAAAGGGAAAGAAGACACCGAUAGGCCUAACUUGAAGGCCUCCUACAACAGAAACCGGUCACAUUUCCAGCUGUAAGUAUGGUUAUUGCACCUUACUGACUAUUUAACUCUUGGAUUGUUUAUUUGUUUAUUUUGCACUCUUUAUAUUUGUUCCAUUCCUACUUUGUAUUGCAACUGCUGCACAAAAAUCUCCCUCUGGAUAAAUAAAGUAUUAUCUUGUCUUAAAUGGAUGUGGGCGACCACACAAAUCCAUAAUGACCCAAGGUACAGGAUGGGUCCCCUAGCCAUUAAUACUAUUAAACCAUCAUUAAACCCAACAAAACGGCGGAGGAUCAAA